Molecule: messenger RNA, 4642 nt
Organism: Coregonus clupeaformis (lake whitefish)
Lineage: Eukaryota; Metazoa; Chordata; Actinopteri; Salmoniformes; Salmonidae
Product: SR-related and CTD-associated factor 4
Exons: 14
Coding region: 145-2811 (888 amino acids)
Biological process (GO): negative regulation of termination of RNA polymerase II transcription, poly(A)-coupled
Cellular component (GO): nucleus
Molecular function (GO): RNA polymerase II C-terminal domain phosphoserine binding; RNA binding
Source: RefSeq, a predicted model, not a curated record
CCACACCUAUUUUCGACAAGCGGAGACGCGGGGUAGCAACGCGAGCGAACGUUUCCGACGCUACGAAUACAUAAACAUAGCCAGCUAAAUCAUCACGUAUUAUUCACUUAAAAGGGUAAUUUAUCGGCACAUCAACAAAUAAUUAUGGAUUCCGUCAACGCUUUCAACUUGGAGUUAUUCUCCAUGAUUGACAUGAAGCCACCGAUAUCACGGGCAAAGAUGAUGUCAGUCACUAAAUCAGCAAUAAAAGCUAUCAAGCUAUACAAGCAUGUCGUCCAGAUUGUGGAGAAGUUCAUCAAGAAGUGUAAGCCAGAGCUGAAGGUUCCUGGCCUAUACGUGGUGGAUUCUAUAGUCCGACAGUCCCGACACCAGUUUGGAGUGGACAAGGACGUCUAUGGACCCAGGUUCCAAAAGAACUUCACCCCGACCUUCCAGAACCUCUACCUCUGUCCACACGAUGACAAGAGUAAGAUCAUCCGUGUUCUCAACUUGUGGCAGAAGAACGCUGUGUUUGAGAUGGACAUCGUCCAGCCCCUGUUGGACAUGGCUACUGGCUCCUUAGUCCCUGAUCCCUCCCCCCAGGAGGACCUCCAGGCCCAGCCCCCGGUCUCCAGUGCCUCCAUAGCUGCAGCCCUGCCCCAGCUCCCCCCACAGCUCCAGAACCCCGAGGCCCUGGCUGCCGUGGCCCAGCUCUUCCAGUCCGGACAGGGACACGAGCUUCAGAAGAUGCUUCAGAGGUUCCAGCCAGCGCAGCAGACCCCCCCUGUGGUUCCCAACGCCAUGGCUGACCAGACCCCCCCUGUGGUUCCCAACGCCAUGGCUGACCAGACCCCCCCUAUGGUUCCCAACGCCAUGGCUGACCAGACCCCCCCUGUGGUUCCCAACGCCAUGGCUGACCAGACCCCUCCUGUGGUUCCCAACACCAUGGCUGACCAUCCCCACCCACAGAUGGUCCAAGGCCAGCAUAACUCACACCAUCCACUGUUCAACACACACCAGACACAUCCUACGGAGCAGAAGAACUCGCUAGCUAAGAAACUCCUGGACCGUUUUGAUUAUGAUGACGAACCAGAAGAAGUAAAGAGCGAGGAGAUGAAUCCCCUUGUUCCAGGGAACAGGUACAGCGGCCAGUUUCCUGGUCAGAUGCAGCCCAACAUGGAGCAACAGUUUCAGGGCCAUAUGAUGGGCCAGCCUGGGAGGCAGCAGACACCUGAUGGAGGAUACCUUGGUCUGAACAAGGGCUACGGCCAGAGUCAGCACACUGCCCAGCAGAACCAGGACCAGGACCAGGGAAACUCCAGAGAAAGAGAAGAUCCAUCUGGGAGGAGGGAGGGGAGGCAGCGUGGCCACGGCAGGAGGUCACGCUCCAGGUCUGGCUCUCGUUCUCCCAGGAGAAAGAGGUCCAGGUCCGGUUCUCCCUCCCGGAAGCCCCGACACUCGUCACAGCGCUCUGGGUCCCGCUCCAGGGAAAGUCGCUGGAACUCCCCUCGCUCACGCUCGCAGGAGAGGAAGGAGAGAGAGAAGGAGCGGGAGAAGGACAAAGAACGCAGACAGAAAGGUCUGCCCAGCAUCAAGAGCCAGACACUCAGUGUUUGCACCACCACUCUGUGGGUUGGCCAGCUUGACAAGAAGACCACUCAGCAGGACGUCAUGUCUUUAUUAGAGGAGUUCGGACAGAUCGACUCCAUCAAUAUGAUCCCUCCUCGGGGCUGUGCCUACAUAAUGAUGGUCCACAGGCAGGAUGCCUACAGAGCUCUACACAAACUCAGCAGAGGAUCCUUCAAGGUCAACCAGAAGGCCAUUAAGAUUGCGUGGGCCUUGAACAAGGGUAUAAAGGCGACCCAUAAGAAGUUCUGGGACGUGGAGCGAGGCGUCACCUACAUCCCCUGGAGCAAGGUGAAGAUGGAGGAGCUGGAGGGCUACAGAGAGGGAGGCAUGCUGGACUCAGACACACUCUGUCCAGAGUGGGGAGAUGAUGUGAAGGAGCUCACUAAACCAGGAGGGUUGAACAACGGAGGAGGAGUGGACUGCAUGGAGACAGAGGGAGCUGCCAUCGCCCACGUACAGGUGCCUCCAGUCCAGCCAGUAGGGUCUAUGGGUGCUCACCCUGGAUUCCCAGGACCUCCCCACUCCCUCACCCCUGGUGGACCCCCUCCCUUCCUGCCCGCUGGCUUCAACCCCACACAGAUGCCUCCAGGUUUCCCUCCUCCAGUGGUGAGAGGGCCAAGGAGCACCAACGAUGACUCAGGGUCUAAAGACAAGGCUGGAGGGAGUGGUGGCCCCUCUGGCCCCUCAGACGCUCCAGACAGCCAGCUGGGAGCUCCAGGGCCAGGGGCCGUGAUGAGUCCUACAGGCCCAGCAGGGUUACUGGUUCCCAGGCCGGCCAUGAUGCCCAUGCAGCCCCCUCCAGGACUACCACCCCCACACCUCCAGCCCCCCUACCACCCUCACCCCAACAUGCCCCCCAUGAUGAUGGGCUCCAGGGGCCCCAUGUUCCCCCCCAGGGGGGGCCCUCCUGGUGGGUUCAGGAUGCCCAUGGGCCACCUGUCCAUGGAGGACUUUCCUCACGGACCCCCCAGACAUCCCUUCCAGCCUGGACCCCCUGGGGAAGAAGAAGGCAACUGGGAGGGUGAGAGACACUUCUGGGGUGAGAGGCCAGGGUUUCGGGGACGUGACAGGGACGGGGGGCGGUUUGGGGAGCAGGGGAGAGGGUUCCCGAGAGGAGGAAGAGGAAGGGGGGAUGGUUGGUCCAGAGACUGGCCUGAGAGGAGGGACCGCUUCAUGAACCGACAGGAUAGAUUUGAACGGUGAUGACAGGGCCAGGGGGGUGGAGCUGGAGAGACGGAGGGAGAAAACCUUUUUGGAACAGAGCGAAACCGGAAUGAACUACCUGAACACUUGAGUUUUGUUUUUCUACAGUGUGUGUAUGUAUACAACUGAACACAACCCAGAUAUCUGGCCUCAAGAUAACCACUUGGAGACUGGGUACACUGCGUCAGACACAGACAUUGUAAUGUACAACCUGUCCCUGAUGAAUUUCUCUACUGUUCCAAAGACAUUAAGACUUAACACAGAGAAACAUUAUGGGCCGGUUUCCCAGACACAGAAUAGGCCUAGUCCGUGAAUAAAAAGCACGUUCAACGGAUAAUCUCCGAUACAGUUGCUUCUUAGUCCAGGACUGUGUGUAAUCUGUGUCUGGGAAACCGACUCUAUGAGAAUAUCACAGUUUAAACCAAUGGAAGUCUAAUUUUGCAGUCAGUUCAUGUGAAUAACUUUGUCCUAUUUUGAGCUUGUAUAUUUUGACAGAAAACCACAGUGAGAAGAAGACUGCUUUGUAUAUAUUGUAUAUGUGCUGAUGGCCAAUAUGCUGUUUUGUAUAUUUUGAGUGAAUGUUUUGUUAAUUCUCCAGGAAAUCUGUCACUAGGGCAGUUAGAGAAACAAACUGUUGAUUCGCUGUCAUUUUAAAGGUUUGAUCUGAAAACACCAUCAUCUUUGUAUUGAUGGGGGAGGGGGACGCUCAGAACAUGAAAAUCUUUUGCUUCACAAUUUUUGUCAUUAGCCGUUUGUUUUUAGUAAACUAUUUUUGUACUAAGCAAGUGUGUCUUUUUUGUAAGUUCUUCAUGGGAGGCAAAUUAUAAACGCAAUGUUUUUUUUCUCACUCAACUGACAAAAGGGCAACGAUGUAGACAGUUCCAUUGUCUACCAGUAGAGGGCACUGUAGCACUUUCUACCUGGGAUAGUAGCCAGGGGGUCUCACUUUUACAUUUGACAUUUUAGUCAUUUAGCAGAUGCUCUUAUCCAGAGCAGCUUACAGUUAGUGCAUUCAUCUUAAGAUAGCUAGGUAGCGACCACCACAUAUCACUGUCAUACUAAGCACAAUUGUUCCUCAGUAAAGUAGCUAUCAGCGAAAUCAGAGCUAAUAGGGGGAAAAGUUACACUACUUUUUAUACCAGCUCAGGGUAGUGCGCUGUUUAGGGAAUGUCUUUCAGGACACAUUAGUGAAGAAGGUGGGCAAGGGCCUUUCCAGAAUUUAGACAGAAAGUCUGACAGAUACAGAGAAGGGCUCCUCCCAAGUGCUUUAAUUUAACGAUUCACCACAAUGGAAAUUUGGUUUCAGCUGCAAUUGCCUUGGUCCGGCGAUUCGGUGCAUUUGAUUGGUUGAAUCAGGUGUUCUAGAGCUAGGUGCACAGCCUUUUGUAUCCCCAGGACCAGACUUGCUAUGGGUGGUAGAGGUUAACUACGUCCCAAAUGGCACCCUAUUUCUUAUAUAGUGCAUAGGGCUCUGUUCAGAAGUAGUGUGCUAUAUAGGGAAUAGAAUAGGGUGGCAAUUGGGAUGCGACCGUUGUCUCUGCAGCUGUCUUUUAAGUUUUCUCUAUGCUCAGCUCAUCGUCUGUAUGUGGGGUCAUCCAGACGGUAUCCAUUUUGUACAUCUGUUUACAUUAUCUGACAACAGGUAUAUUAUUCACACCUGGUUUGUUAUCUUACAGGGCCUUCAGAAAGUAUUCAUACCCCUUUGACUUAUUCCACAUUUUGUUGUGUUUCAGCCUGAAUUCAAAAGGGAUUACACAGAUUGUUUUUCUCACCCGUCUACACACAAUACCCCAUAAUGACAGAGUGAAAACAUGUUUUUAGAAAUGUUUGC